Messenger RNA from Kickxella alabastrina, 1518 nucleotides. RefSeq names its product amino acid/polyamine transporter I. The transcript has 3 exons. NCBI's taxonomy places the organism in Eukaryota, Fungi, Kickxellomycota, Kickxellomycetes, Kickxellales, Kickxellaceae. The record is from RefSeq and is a predicted model, not a curated record. Gene Ontology annotation, molecular function: L-amino acid transmembrane transporter activity. The coding region runs from base 1 to 1518 and encodes 505 amino acids. Gene Ontology annotation, biological process: amino acid transmembrane transport. Gene Ontology annotation, cellular component: membrane.
AUGUCUGCAUCGACGACGGACAUUCCGCUGCGGGUCCAGCGGCCAAGGCUCUCGCCGGGCGACAGAACACACUCCACCGAUGACACCGAUGCGUCACUGCGCUCGUCAUCUUUGGAUUCCUUCGACAUAAACACCGAGGACGACCCAACACACAUGGCGCUGGAGCGGCGGCUGGGCCUCUGGAGCGGCAUGGCAAUCGUCAUGGGGUCGAUCAUCGGAUCGGGGAUAUUCUCGACGCCAGCGCUAAUUCUCGAGUCCGUCGGGUCGGUCGGCAUGAGCCUCGUGGUCUGGGUGGUUGGUGCGCUGGUCAGCCUCUGCGGCUGCGCAGCGUACAUGGAGCUCGGCACAAUGCUGCCGCAGAGCGGCGGGGAAAAGGCGUACCUCGACGCGGCGUUCCCGCGGCCACGCGCGCUUUUGGCGUUUGUGUUCUGCGCGUGCGCGAUUUUCGUCGCCAGCCCCAGCGGGCUGGCAGCGGAUGGCGUGGUGGCCGGGUCGUAUCUGCUGUAUGCGGCGACCGGGCAAGCGCAGGGGCAUGCGGCGUGGGCGGAGCGGCUGAUCGGCGUCCUGGUGACGGUGCUGUGUGGUGUCAUCCAUGCGGUGUGUGCGCGCGCGGCGAUCCGGGUGCAGACGGUGUUGACGGUCGUCAAGGCGCUGCUGCUGGUGCUGGUCGUUGCCGUCGGCGCCCUCAGCGCGCUCAGCGCGCCCAACGCGGGCGCAGCGGCGGCAGCGACGCCGUCGGACUUGUUCGCUGGCAGUGCGCGCAACGCGAACGCGUACGCGGGCGCGCUGUUCAAGCUGCGCGAUCCGGCGCGGACGCUGCCACGCGCGGCGCUGGGCGGGCUGGCGCUGACGGCGCUGCUGUACAUUUUGUCCAACGUCGCAUACUUUGCAGUGCUUGACGCCGAUGCCGUGCGGUCGGCAGGCACGACGGUUGCGGGCGUGUUCUUUACACGUACGCUGGGCCCGCUGUGGGGCCAGCGCGUGGUGCCGGUGCUGAUUGCGCUGGCGACGCUGGGCAACGUCAUGUGUGGUACGUUUGCUGCGUCGCGGCUGGUUUUUGCGGCGGCACGCGAGGGGUAUGUGCCGAUGGGCCACUUAUGGGGCGCGGUCAGCAUGCGGUUCCAGACACCGGUGUGGGCGCUGGGCGCGUCGACCGUGCUCACGUGCGUGUACAUCGUGGCGCCGCCGCCCGGCCAGGCAUACGCGCUGCUGAUCGACGUCGGCGGGUAUUCGACGUGGGUGUUUAGCGGGCUGGCUGUUCUGGGGCUGCUGCGCUUGCGGUGGACGCGCCGCAAGCUGCCGCGACCGUUCCGUGUGUGGAUGCUGGCCGUGGCCGUGUCGCUGGCCGCCGCCGCCUUCAUGUGCGUGGCCCCGUUCGUCAGCCCGCCGCCCGCUAGCGAGACCGAAGCUGAGCCCGCUGCCACGCUGCCGUACUGGGCGGCGCCGCUGGCGUCGGCUGCCUUUAUUGUGCUGGCGUGCGGCCUAUGGUACGUCCAGUACAUUAAGCAGGGCGGCUAG